AUGAAGAAGAAGUUUGCUUUCGUCCAGUGGAUAGGUGGCGAAUACGCCGAUACCUAUACCGCGGGUCGUAUUCAAUCAUUAGAGAACGAGAUCAAGAUAUUGGAGGGCGCUGUUUCCCCUUUACGUCCAGCCCCUGCUGAUGACACUUUGGAGCGUCCUGUUGGGAAGAAGCUGGAUGACGUGUACGACAACGUUGAAGAGCCUGAAGCAGUUGCGUCGACUUCAACUUCAGAUUCAACUCAAAAACGUAAGAGCGCAGAACAGGGCACGAUGGAAGCGACACUUGAAGCUGAGAAUCGGAGGAAGAAAAAACAUUCAGGCCAAGGGUCAGGUCAUGAAAUGGAACAGGACAGAAUUGAUGAGCUUUUAGCUGUGCAGCCUGAUGCCGGAGGUAUAAAUAUAGUGUUCGUUGACAAACACCAUCAGAUUUGA
Cotesia congregata is the source of this 432-nucleotide messenger RNA. NCBI's taxonomy places the organism in Eukaryota, Metazoa, Arthropoda, Insecta, Hymenoptera, Braconidae. The record is from the annotation of a GenBank genome assembly.